Messenger RNA from Aureobasidium melanogenum CBS 110374, 1074 nucleotides. Its product is annotated as CBD9-like protein. The record is from RefSeq and is a predicted model, not a curated record. Lineage: Eukaryota; Fungi; Ascomycota; Dothideomycetes; Dothideales; Saccotheciaceae. The transcript has 3 exons. The annotation marks the transcript as partial.
ACAACGGGCAAUGACCUGUACUUCAACAUGUCUGCUCCCUCAACAUACUCAUGGCUUGCCUUUGGUAUCGGAGGCCAGAUGAAGAAUUCGUUUAUGUUCAUUGGAUAUCCCAGCUCAAACGGCUCAGGUGUUACUUUGAGCCCUCGACUAUCCACAGGCCACUCACAACCACAAUACACAUCUUCAAAGGAGGUCCAAGUCAGAUCUAGUUCUAUCAACAAUGGAACGUACCAACUCAUGGGCGUGUGUUACAACUGCACGGCAUGGUCCCUUGGAACGAUGGACACCACAUCAACGAACCAACCCUUCAUUUUUGCGCUUGGACCUUCUACCGAUACCAUCUCUAGCGAUUCGAUGUCUCAGAACAUUGCUCAGCACACCAUGUACAACUCCUUCUCGAUGGAUAUGACGCAGGCCGCUUUCAGCGGAUCCAACACCCCCGCAUUGAACUCUGGCGGUAACUCUGGUUCGACUCACGGUGGUUCUUCUUCUGGCUCAUCUCAUGCAGCUAGCGAGAACGUAUACAACAGAGUUCACGGCAUCUUUAUGGCUAUUGCUUUCGUUAUUCUGUUUCCCCUGGGCGUUCUGGUGCUUCGCCUGGGUCACAGCGUUAUCGGCCAUGGUAUUAUUCAAGCCCUUGCCUACUGCUUUGUCAUUAUCGGCUUCGGUACUGGAAUCUACUUGUCUGAUAAAUUCGGCUAUAACGAAUACAACACAGCUCAUCAAAUUAUCGGUCUCGUACUGUUCGCCCUUCUCGCUAUUCAAGCUCUGGGUGGCUUGAUUCAUCACCUUCUCUUCCGUCGCGGCCACAAGACUAUCAUCGGCAAGGUUCACAUGUUCCUUGGUAUUGGCUUGAUUAUCUUGGGCAUUGUCAACGUGCCUUUGGGUCUCAACCAGGCUGGCGACAGCAACUACAACACCGCAUACAUCAUUGUUGUCGCUAUCCUUGGUGCUAUAUACUUGGCACUUCGCUUCUUCGCACUUUGGAGAAACAGACGGGAGACUAAGAGGGAGGGAAGUGAAAAGGGUGUACUGAGAAGGGGCUCCAGCAGCGACGAAGCUGCUGUCAUCUGA